Molecule: messenger RNA, 844 nt
Organism: Durusdinium trenchii
Lineage: Eukaryota; Dinophyceae; Suessiales; Symbiodiniaceae
Source: the annotation of a GenBank genome assembly
GGCUCAAGGAGAGUAGUGGGACGAGUUCCGGGAAACUGCCGAAGGUGGAAGAAGGUCAAGUGGUGGAGACAAUGGAGGCAUUUCUGCUGGCGAAGGCCUCUCACCCGGUGUCGAUCUCCGCUCCGGUCACGGUGCCGGGAGAUCGCGUGAGCUUGAAAGGUCAGCGUCCAUCCACCCGAAGCUGGACGCCGCUGGUUCCCGCGCUGGGUGGCGUCGCGUUGAUCGCGGGCAGCCGGCCCAUUCGAGCAGCGCGAGCGCCCCAGGUGCAGAGACUGAUGGCACAGCGUCCGAUCUUUGAUCCGCUGAACCUCCUGACGGACAAUGAAGGUGCCAUGAAGCGUGCCACGUCCUUGGAACUGGUCUUCGGCCGAGCCGCGAUGCUGGCAGCGGUCGGAGUGCCGUCGGCGGAGCUCUGGCACGAUGAGAUCGCGGCUGCCACCGGUUUGCCCAACAUUUUGCCCGAGAACGGCCAGGCGCCCAGCCUGAUGAACGGCAACAGCCUCAACCCCAUCUUUGACGUGGUCCUCGUGACCAGCGCCGUGGGCUUGAGUGCCUUGGCGCUGGAGGCCACGUCCAAGAACCACUCCGUCGAGGAAAUCGACCAGCUGCGCAUGCCCCGACUUUCACCCAUGCUGAAGUCGGCCUUGCGUGAGGCGCAAGUCUUCAAUGGACGGGUGGCCAUGGUGGCCAUUAUGGCGAUCGCAGUGCAGGAGGCCAUGACUGGACAGGCCACCGUGAACAUCACUCCAUUCCUUUUCGCACGAUGACGCAGCUGAACAAGCUGAGAAAGGAAGCGGUCUUUCGUGGCAUUUGUAGCUGGGUGGACUGGUGUUGGUGUAGGGGC